Molecule: messenger RNA, 1819 nt
Organism: Cydia splendana
Lineage: Eukaryota; Metazoa; Arthropoda; Insecta; Lepidoptera; Tortricidae
Product: serine protease gd-like
Exons: 9
Coding region: 77-1777 (566 amino acids)
Biological process (GO): proteolysis
Molecular function (GO): serine-type endopeptidase activity
Source: RefSeq, a predicted model, not a curated record
GGCGAGACUAGACCACACGCGUGAUAUGAGUCAUUCAAAAAUGAGUAACUUAAUGAAAUAAGACGAUUCUGUGAUAAUGUGUCGUUUUCUUUAUAGUGUUUUAAUUGUCUUAGCUUGUACAAGUUACUUGCCAGUAAUUAGUCAGUAUGUGGACUCCCCGUGCCCAGGGACUUUUGAGUAUCAAAGUGACGGUGAUGGAGUGUACGGAGUGAUACACCUGCAGCCCCAUGGACCUGUGUCUAGCAUACAUGUUGUGGUUAAUUUUACGAUAGCAGCUAGACUUAAUUCGAAUUAUCCAGGCCGCCUACAGCCAAUUAAAACCUCAGGAUCACAAUUCGAUCAAAAUUCACCCAUAUACUACCGAGUAGAUUUCCCCGUCACCACACCCUUACCGAAGCUGACCUACCUCAUCGUCAACGGCAACGUUUUAUGCUACGGUCGUGGAGAUGUGGCCCGGCCGGAUUUAUACGUGUCCACAAUCAGUCUACAGCACAAACUGAAUUUACGAGGGGGAGGACCGGGAAACCAGGGCUCUAUCAAACUCAUCUCUUCAUCACCGGACGCUGACGUGUUCGCACUUGACGUGGAUGGUGAUCGUACCGGCACUUGGAAUGACGGAAUACAACGUCCACAAAAACAGCGUCCACGGCCUGCUCCGCGACCACCACCACCACAAGAUGAGUAUUAUCUAUUAGAAUUACCACUCCACACCACAUCUACUAGAAGACCGACUCCUCCGCCACGACCGGACGAGUACUAUCUAUUAGAAGUACCACUCCACACCACAACUACUCGAAGACCGACAUCGACAACUUCUACGCCACCACCACCAGCAACAGACGAGGACUAUCUAUUAGAAUUACCACACCACUCCACAACUACUCGAAGACCGAUAUCGAUAACUCCUCCGCCGCCACCUGAAUCUAUUCACCCACGAAUGCCUUCACGAAUCCCCUCCUUCAGCUCUGAGUGCGGCGUGGUUGCGGGAGGCAACGAGCAUGUGCCCCUCAUCUUCCACGGCACUGACUACACGCGAGGGGACUGGCCGUGGCUGGUCGCCAUUUAUAAGAGAAAGGAUGGCAGCCUCACGUUUGCCUGCUCCGGGACGCUGGUGUCCGAUCGGCAUGUAGUGUCUGCUGCCCAUUGCCUGCAGCAAAGAAGUACGCUGACCUCGAUUAGGGAUAUCGUAGUCAAAGUGGGCGUGUAUAACUUGGAGGACUGGGGUGACGAUAUCACUGUCACCAGGACUUUAGAAUCUGCCAUCAUUCAUGAAGAGUUCAAUUCUACGACGUAUUCAAAUGACCUCCUUGUUCUAACUUUUGAUAAAAGCGUAGAGUUCAACAACAACAUCAGGCCGGCGUGUCUUUGGAACGGAAAUAACGAUCUCAACAGGAUAGUGGGAGCUUCAGGGGUGGUAGCUGGUUGGGGGGCCAGCGAACUAGGCCCAAGCAGCAAAGGCAAAGGUGAGCCCCGCAUGGUGCGGAUACCCAUCGUCACCACCAGCAUGUGUCGGGCCAGCAGGCCCGACUUCCACGUGUUUACGAGUGACCACACGUUCUGCGGAGGUGAUCGUAAUGGCGCUGGUCCCUGUUUAGGGGACUCCGGCGGAGGGUUAUAUAUUCUGGACGGAGGUCGCUGGCGUCUCCGCGGCGUAGUCUCACUGUCGCUCCGACCAGAAAACGGGGAAUCUACAUGCAACCUCAACGAAUACGUCAUUUUCACUGAUGCAGCGAAGUUUAUAGAUUGGAUUAUAAAUGUCAUAAGCAAUAAAUUUUAAUAGUGAUUUUGAAACUGACUGUUAGCAAUAGAAAAUAAUUAG